Adineta steineri is the source of this 969-nucleotide messenger RNA. Lineage: Eukaryota; Metazoa; Rotifera; Eurotatoria; Adinetida; Adinetidae. The record is from the annotation of a GenBank genome assembly.
AUGCAGAGUGUUACUCAACAAUAUUUGCUUCUAACAUCGAUGUUCUUAAGUUCAAAUAGCUUUAUAUCAUCUGAAUUCGAUGCCAAAUGUCAAUUUACUGGACAACAGCAUAAUACAUUUUGGACUGGCGAUAUGCUUUCUGGCACGAUUGAAUAUGCCCAUAGUGAACAUCCAAAGUGGAAUAUAACGGAUAUCACUGCUGAACUGGCCGGUCGAAUUGAAUAUAAAGCGGGCUUUUUGGAUAAAAAAACACGCCGCGGCUAUAAUUUCUUAGACAAACGAUUUAUAUUACGUGUAGCCAGUGAUGCAAAACAUAUUCUUCCAGCAUCCCGGAACUAUAGUUGGCCGUUUGGUUUACGUCUUGACAAAUCCUUACCACCUACAAUUGAAAAGAUUGAUUCCAAUAGCGCAGAAAUUAAGUACUACAUUUAUUUGAAAUUUGAACGGCCCAACUGGUAUAAAAUGAGCAUUGAGAAAUACUGCUCCAUUAAUAUUCGACAUUUGUCGUCGUUGACGAAUCCAAAGAAAAUUGAAGAACAAAAAACUAAUCGAAAAGGUGUACAUCUUCAUGUUACUCUUCAUGAAAACAUAGUCGCUGUUGGAAAAAAUAUUUCAAUGGAGGUUAACCUGCAUAAUCCGAAGAAAAAACCCAUACGUCGUAUAACUGCCACUCUGUUCCAGAUAGUAUCAGGAGGUUGCAUCACAAAAGAACAUGUCGUUCUACAUAAGCAGAAUCUCAAAGAAAUUCGCUCAUUUCGAGGCGAAACAUUUUACCAACAGUUAGAAUUACCUGUACCUCUUAAAGCUGCAUCUACAUGGGCUGCAGAUUCUUCUAAUGGGUUUUUAAAAUGCAAACCACUGGUCGUCAGUCAUAAGAUUCUAGUCGAAGCUCACAUUCGUGGUUUUUACACGAAUAUUCGUCUAGAGUUUCCGCUGACCAUUAUCCACACAAAGGAGACACAAAAGUGA